Podospora bellae-mahoneyi is the source of this 4580-nucleotide messenger RNA. RefSeq names its product putative flavin carrier protein 3. The record is from RefSeq and is a predicted model, not a curated record. NCBI's taxonomy places the organism in Eukaryota, Fungi, Ascomycota, Sordariomycetes, Sordariales, Podosporaceae. Gene Ontology annotation, cellular component: membrane. The transcript has 3 exons. The coding region runs from base 1722 to 4013 and encodes 763 amino acids. Gene Ontology annotation, biological process: fungal-type cell wall biogenesis; transmembrane transport.
GAGAGUCGUGAGGGUAGUCAUUGUCGAUUUUCGCCAGUGGUGAGGUAGAGUGGUAAGGCACGGUCAGAUUCUGCUUUCCAGGCUUGCCCAUCAAAAUUGCCAACAUUUUAAUCGCGUUUCCCGCUUCACUUCGCGAAUACAACAAAUCCAGCUUCCCCCUCAUCCUAUUUCAUCCAUAUGCCUCAGUCAAUUUCUCCUCAUUGCAUCAUACUCUCCAGGAUGAGUGGAAAACGCCACAGAAGCGUCCUCAAGGAUAUUCGCAAAGGGCACGCCUCUCCUAUCUUCAACAAGCUGGUCUGAAGAUGAAAACACCGACAAAAGCGACUGUUGGGUCAACUAGUCCAAAAAGCAAUGGCGACUAUGUCCCGAUACACUACGAACAACCUGGUGGCAGGUCGUCUACAUACUGGUUACAUAUAGUUACUUGGGCAGUAGCUCGCAACAUGGACCCUCAUCCUGGAGAUGCUAUCUCGCACCUCUGUCAUGUCAAGGCUUGCUUCAACCCUGCUUACUUGCUUGCAGAGCCUGUGGUAGAAAGUGGAGACCGCGAAGGUUGUCUGGAACAGCUCAUACGCUGCUCGCGCCAUCCCUACUACAAAUCAGGCGAAUCCGGCUAGCCAACAGAGCUCAGCCCUGAUUUUUUUGUCUGCUGGAAUCAACCGGAUCGUGUGUUUGUCUGUUGGAUGGCUAAUGGCAUAUCGGCACACGGAGAUGUGGUUGGUAGAGGAGGAGGCUGUGGCUUUUGAUAUUUCUCGUUUGAUCUCGUAGAAGUUUUCAGUUUUGAAGUGGUUCAUCUCAAAGCAUCGGGACGGCCCCGCUCUUUUCAGCUGACGAGGCCUUUUUCCAGCCAACCAAACGGGGCCGUUGAUCUCUCGUUUCUGCAGAUGACCUCAUCCUGGAGGGCACGAUAAGAGCGAUAAGCACCCAAAGGGGCAUAGCGGGGUGUGCCAAGGACGCAUCGGCAGGAAAUUGACUGUUGGCUGACGCUGAAUUCGACGGGAUUCUCGUUUUCCCCGUGGGCGGCUCAGCCACCGUGCCUUUGUUUUUGUGCUGCCAUGGCUGCCCCUGGUCGCUGCAUCUGCCCAACUGCUUUGACACGAGCUUUUCCCAGGCGGCGCUGUUUUCGGCAGACCCUCCCCCCCACUCGCCGUCGAAUUGCCUGUCUCCAUCCAUCAUCAAUCAGCCAUCAACCUCCUUCUAGCUUUUGCGCAAUUUGAUCUGUUCUUUGUUGAUCUGUCUGUCUUACCAAGAACUGUUGGAUGGCAUCGUGCUAGGAACCUGUCGGUCGCUGUCAACAACAAUCUCUGUCACUCGUUUAUUACUCUUGUGCCCUUCUCACGUAACCCCAGCCAGCCCCCGUCACCCGCUCCAUCUCCGCUAAUCCAAUUGGGACGAACACUUUCGAAAGCUUGAAUGCGCACGACCAUCGAUUCGGAACCUCGAACCAACGACCGUCGCCGUCGCCGUUGCCGUCGCCCGUUAUCGAGGGCCGCCCGGCCAUCCUCACGCUGACUCAGGCCUGGCCACCGUUGGAACCACGACAGGAGAAUGCAAGUCUGAACAAAACUGGGCCAAAACCACACCGUCGCCGACCGUCUCGUUUGCUCGCCAGCCGCCAUCAAACCGUCGACCACCCAUUAACAAGCUCCGAACAGCCUUCAUCCCAUAAUCCCGACCGAUCCAAAGCCCUUCCGCCCCGGUCGGGCUUCCCAUCAACCAAGAUGUGGCUUCCAUCUUUGAACCCUCUUUUCGCCAUCUCCACUCUCGCUACCCUCCUUCUACCCGUCGUUGUUACCGCAGAAUCUGUCCUCCGAUCGAGUUCGUUGGCCGCCUGUCAGGCAAGCUCGGGCUUCACGGCCAGUCUCUUCGAUGUCGUCUUCACGCCCAACAACAGGACCGUUGCAAUCGACCUGCUGGCCACAUCAUCCAUCGAGGGCUAUGUGUUGUUCGACAUUACCAUCAUCGCCUAUGGCUACAAGGCAAUUCAAACCACGGUUGAUCCCUGCGAGGCCAAAAUCAUGGGGUUAUGUCCCAUGGUAUCAGGAAAGAUGACGCACCCCUUCAACCUGGGACCCUUCGACAAAGAGGCGCUCGAUGUCAUCCCAGGCAUUGCCUACACAUUCCCCGACUUGGAUGCGACUGUCAGGGUCUACAUCAACAUGACGUCCGGAGAGAACAAGGGUCAGACCAUCGCGUGUCUGGAGGCUGAUGUAUCCAACGGAAAGACUGUUGAUCUUAUUGGCGUGAAAUGGGCUGCGGCUGCGGUGAUCCUCGUGGCUUUCAUCGCAUCCGCCAUCGUUGCGGGCCUGGGCUUCACCAAUGCCGCCUCCCAUAUUGCUGCCAACACCUUGGCUCUGCUCGCCUACUUCCAGUCUCAGGCCAUGAUCGGCCUCUGCAGCGUCUCGCUACCUCCCGUUGUGCAGUCAUGGACUCAGGAUUUUCAGUGGACUAUGGGUAUCAUCAGGGUCGGCUUCAUCCAAACCAUCCUGACAUGGUACCAGCGCUCCACUGGCGGAACAGCCUCCGUCAUUUUCGACACACUCAGCAUCGUGUCGGUUCAGGUUGAAAAGAUGAAGCGCUCAUUGCCGGUGCUGGAGCCUGCCGUCCAGGCCAUUCAGAAAAGGGUGACCGAUAUUGCUCACCACGGCAGCACUCUUGGAAAGCGUUCUUACGAAAAGACCGAGUGGGGCAGCUACAUCGUUUAUGGUAUCCAAAGAGUUGCCUUCCGGGCCCGGAUUGAGACAACUAACCUGUUUUUGACCGGCAUCACGUUCUUCUACAUCUUGUGCUUGGUCUUGGUCAUUCUGGUACUGCUAUUCAAGGUGGGCGUGGAAUUGGCUGUCAGGCUCAAGGUUUCCAAGGGCGACCGGUUUUCCGAGUUCAGGACUGGGUGGUUGACAACCUUGAAGGGCAUCCUCUUCCGCCUUACCUUGGUCUGCUUCCCCCCUGUUGUUAUCCUUUGCCUGUGGGAGUUUACGCAGGUCGACUCGCCGGGCGCCGUUGUUCUCGCCGUGUUCUUCCUUUUCAGCAUGCUCGGCGCCUUGAGCUACGCUGCUUUCAAAAUUAUCCAAAUCGCCCGGCGCAGCGUCGCGCUCCACCGCAACCCAGCCUACAUUCUGUUCUCGGAGCCUCGCGUUCUCAACAAAUGGGGCUUCUUGUACGUUCAGUACCGCGCUUCGGCUUACUACUUCAUCGUCCCGACACUUGUCUACAUCCUGGUUAAGGGCAUGUUUAUUGCGCUGGCCCAGCGCUCCGGUGUCGUCCAGGCUGUCGCCCUGAUCAUCGUUGAGGCAGCUGCCCUCAUCACCGUCAGUGUGAUCCGUCCCUUCAUGGACAAGUCGACAAACUCUUUCAACAUCGCCAUUUGCUCCCUCAACUUUGUCAACGCCAUUUUCCUCUUCGUUUUUACCGAUGUGUUUGGUCUUCCCGGUCUUGUGAUUGGAGUGGUUGGUGUCGUUCUUUGGAUUGCCAACGCCGCCUUUUCGCUGAUUCUCCUGCUCAUGCUCAUCAUUACCACGGGUAUCAUUCUGUUCCACAACAACCCCGACACACGAUACCAGUUUAUGAACGACGACCGCACAAGCUUCAUCAAGUCCCAGACGCACAUCGCCACGACCUCGGAGUUGGAUGCGUUGGCCGCUACAGCGCGCGGAACUGGCAAGACGAUCGACUUGGACGAUGACGAGAGUGCCCGGUCGAGCCCUGCCAAUGUCGGUGGGCUCCCACGCCCUGGCACAGCAGGAUCCAACACGAGUCCCAAUCGGUAUUCCCUCAAGAGCGUCAGGGACUCGGCGAGGAAUAGCGUGAGGAGUUCCAUGAUUGUUCCAGGCGGUGUCUACAUGUCGGAGAAACCGGGUGGACAGGGCCACCACCUGAGAAAUCAGCCCAGUGGGAGUGUCAGGGCACCGAGCCCCUUGACGGCGUCGGGGAGCGACGGGAGUUUACCAAAGACUUCGUCACCACCAAAGCCGCAAGGUGGAAAUCAAUGGCAACGUGGCGCCGGGUACGACUAGAGCGGUUACCCGCGUGAUUUCCUUGUUUCUCGAUAUUCCCUUGAAUCUGUUUGCAUAUCCGGUAUUUAUUUCUGUUUUGCUAUGGGCCGUAAAUCUUUUUAGUGUCGCGUCGCACCUCGUCGUCAAUCUGGGAAAACCUUUCCCUUUCAUUUUCGCUCCAAUGUCGUCGCGAAGCAGCGCGCGUGUAUGGGUGGGCUGUUGGUCAUGCCUUUGCUGUGUUUGGGUGAGGAGGGACAUUUGUGUAUAUAGACUCUGCUCUGUUAUUUAUGGGGACGGACAGGAAGGGACAUCAUCCUCAACAACUUCUUGUCUAUCCUUUGAAAGUUGGAAAUAUUUGUCUAGGAAAACAGGUUCACCUCUGUUAUCAUUUUGUCAUUUCUGUCGUCAGAUACCUCGCGAAGGAGUUUCCGGAUGUAGAUAGGGGCUUUGUGGAAAAAUGGACUCCUCUUGGGUUUUUUUUUACCUCCGGUUAUCGAUCUCUGCUGCAAAUUCGUUCCUGUUUUAUAUUAGGUUGAUACCUUGUACAUGUAGGUUCUAGGAAGCUGCCUGCAUCCGCUUAAAAAGUUG